AUGAAUAAUGAGUGUUACAAUGUGGCCGAAUCAAGUGGAGCUAAAAUGAAAAGAUCAGAACGAGUAAAUUAUGGUGAUUCUGCAGUAGGAUACGUACAACUCAAAAGAGAUGGAAAUAUUUGUAAUGUUCAAGAAAAAGUUUGUCUAGAACACCUAGUAAAUAGUAAAGCUUACGUUGUGAAGAUGCUAGUGGAUGAAAGUGAUGAAAAAGUAAUAGAAAUUCAAUGUCAAGACUGCGCUGCUUCAGAAGGUGGCUGUAAGCAUGCCAUCGCUUUUCUUAUGUGGGUGCAUCGCAGAAGUGAAGAGCCAGAACCAACAGCAAUUGUAUGUUACUGGAAAAAACCCAGGUUAUCUAAAGUUUCAGAAAACAUCAGAAAUAUAAAAGCGAAGGAUAUGGUAAAAAUUAAAUGUCCGAAAGAUAAUUUAAGUAACUACGAUCCAGAUAAUUUUUAUAACUCGUUAUUAAUGGAAUUCCAGUCACACCAAUUUGAUUGUCAAUUGUCUAGACAUUGCAUCGAUCUAAAGGUAAAAAAUUCACUAUCAUUGCAUGAAAUGUUAAUAACAUUUUAUACCUCUGAUAAUUUUACACCUGAUGCGG
Messenger RNA from Temnothorax curvispinosus, 598 nucleotides. RefSeq lists its product as uncharacterized. The transcript has 3 exons. The record is from RefSeq and is a predicted model, not a curated record. The annotation marks the transcript as partial. NCBI's taxonomy places the organism in Eukaryota, Metazoa, Arthropoda, Insecta, Hymenoptera, Formicidae.